Lactuca sativa (garden lettuce) is the source of this 2915-nucleotide messenger RNA. The record is from RefSeq and is a predicted model, not a curated record. Lineage: Eukaryota; Viridiplantae; Streptophyta; Magnoliopsida; Asterales; Asteraceae.
UUCAGAGAUGAAAAAAUGGAAAAAAAGAAAGCAUUCACUCCUCUUUUAUAUCUUGCAUCUAUAGUAUUUUUGCCCUGGUGGAUUUCUCUCUCAUUUCAAAAAAGUAUGGAAUCCUGGGUUACUAAUUGGUGGAAUACUAGGCAAUCCGAACCUUUUUUGAAUGAUAUUGAAGAAAAGAGUAUUCUAGAAAAAUUCAUAGAAUUAGAGGAACUCCUCUUCUUAGAGGAAAUGAUUAAGGAAUACUCGGAGACACAUCUACAAAACCUUCGUAUAGGAAUUCACAAAGAAACAAUCCAAUUAAUCAAGAUACACAACGAGGGUCGUAUUUAUACGAUUUUGCACUUCUCGACAAAUAUAAUCUGUUUCAUUAUUCUAAGUGGUUAUUCUCUUUUGGGUAAUAAAGAACUUGUUAUUCUUAACUCUUGGGUUCAGGAAUUCCUAUAUAACUUAAGUGACACAAUAAAAGCUUUUUCUCUUCUUUUAUUAACUGAUUUAUGUAUCGGAUUUCAUUCGCCCCAUGGUUGGGAACUGAUGAUUGGCUUUGUCUACAAGGAUUUUGGAUUUGUUCAUAAUGAGCAAAUUAUAUCUGGCCUUGUUUCCACUUUUCCAGUCAUUCUAGAUACAAUUUUCAAAUAUUGGAUUUUCCGUUAUUUAAAUCGCGUAUCUCCGAUCAAUGGUUGGAACAUGCAAACUAGAAAUAAUUUUUCUUGGAUAAAGGAACAGAUUACUCGAUCUAUUUCCGUAUCGCUCAUGAUAUAUAUCAUAACUCGUGCAUCCAUUUCAAAUGCAUAUCCCAUUUUUGCGCAGAAGGGCUAUGAAAAUCCACGAGAAGCGACUGGACGUAUUGUAUGCGCCAAUUGCCAUUUAGCUAAUAAACCAGUGGAUAUUGAGGUUCCGCAAACGGUACUUCCCGAUACUGUAUUUGAAGCAGUUGUUCGAAUUCCUUAUGAUAUGCAACUGAAACAAGUUCUUGCUAAUGGUAAAAAAGGGGCUUUAAAUGUGGGGGCUGUUCUUAUUUUACCAGAGGGUUUUGAAUUAGCCCCUCCCGAUCGUAUUUCCCCCGAGAUAAAAGAAAAGAUGGGCAAUCUGUCUUUUCAGAGCUAUCGCCCAAAUCAAAAAAAUAUUCUUGUCAUAGGCCCUGUUCCUGGUCAGAAAUAUAGUGAAAUCACGUUUCCUAUUCUUUCCCCGGACCCCGCUACUAAGAAAGACAUUCACUUCUUAAAAUAUCCUAUAUACGUAGGCGGAAACAGGGGAAGGGGCCAGAUUUAUCCUGACGGGAGCAAGAGUAACAAUACAGUUUAUAAUGCUACAGCAUCCGGUAUAGUAAGCAAAAUCCUACGAAAAGAAAAGGGGGGAUACGAAAUAACCAUAGCGGAUGCAUCGGAUGGACGUCAAGUGGUUGAUAUUAUCCCGCCGGGGCCAGAACUUCUUGUUUCAGAAGGCGAAUCUAUCAAAUUUGAGCAAUCGUUGACAAGUAAUCCUAAUGUGGGCGGAUUUGGUCAGGGAGAUGCAGAAAUAGUACUUCAAGAUCCAUUACGUGUACAAGGCCUUUUGUUCUUCUUAGCAUCUGUUAUUUUGGCACAAAUAUUUUUGGUUCUUAAAAAGAAACAGUUCGAGAAGGUUCAAUUGUCCGAAAUGAAUUUCUAGACUCGCGGAUUUAUCGACCUCAAGUUUGUAAAAAGAACCAAAUUUUUUUUAGUAAUUAUGAUUAUCUAUGAUAAAAAAAUAAAAUUCUAAAAAGCCUUUUGUUUGUUUAUACUCUUUUUCUACGAGAUGCCGGGAAUUCCUUGUACCACAUUCCUAGCCACAGUAUGUAGAUUGUGAAGAAGACUAUUUGACUUGACCCCUUCUUUCUUUGUUUUUGUUUUUUUUUUAUAAAAAUUUGGGGUGAUGUUAUUAUGUUGCUAUUGGCAGAUUAAAAUGUCAUAAAAUGCAUUUGAGUCUAAUACAAUGGACUUCGGCUAGAUCCUAUACAAAAGUAAACGCAAAAUAGAACGGAUAAUUGAAGGGAACAAAUAUUUCUGGGAGGGGUUAUUCGUCUUCCUAGUCUUCGACACAAGAAAGGGGUGUGAAAAAUCCUUUUCUUGUGUCGAAAUAAUAAUGAUUCUUGAUACUGUUCGUCAAACAUUCCUAGUGUUAGUUUCUAUUUUUUACAGACGUAUCAGAACGUUUUUUUAUAGUUAUUACGUAUUUUAUUUAUUCUUAUCUUAUAAUAAUUACGUAUACUAUAAAUAAAAAGUGGUGGACAAACAAAAGAGGAGGGGAAAAUCUGUUGAGUAAAUAGAACUUCUUCAAUGAACUUAUAAAAAAAAUAUUCUAAUUAUUAAGAACUCAACGGGACCUUCUCCCUCAAAUCAGACAAACAAAGAAGGGAAUCCGUUGAGUUCUUACGCUUUCAUGUCUACAACUCAAUUCAUCCGAUUACUACAGGGAUGAACCCAAUCCGGAAUAUGAACCAUAAAAGAAAACACCUACUAAACCGAUCACAAGAAUACCAGCUACAGUACCUAUUAUCCAAAGAGGAAUUCUUCCAGUAGUAUCGGCCAUUUACCCCACUUCCCUCCACAUUUCAUCAAGUGGUCAUGCUAGAGACAUAAACAGUCAUGGAUAAUUAUGAGAUGAGAUCCUUCCGAAUGGGGUAAGAGAAAGAAUACCUAGAACGAUUAGUCUAUUAUUUUAGUUCUCUCUCCUUUUCUUAAUUGAAGAAAUAAUUGGAAAAUAAAACAGCAAGUACAAAAAUGAGUAAUAACCCCCAGUAGAGGCUGGUACGAUUCAAUUCAACAUUUUGUUCGUUUGGGUUUGAUUGUGUCGUAGCUCUAUAAUUCGGAUUAGGUUUAUCGUUGUAUGAACUGCAUUGCUGAUAUUGACCCCAAAAAAGAAACGGUAGGUACAGCUAGGCCGUGAACAGUCAACCA